UGGAUGUGACGGUACCGCGCGGCGGGGAGGAGGAGCAGCAGCAGCAGUAUAGAAAAGUGGUGGAGGCGUUGGAGGCGAAGGGGUUGAGCUUCUUGCAGGCGCGCGUCGUCAUGAGUUUUGCCGCUGAUCAGGGUAUGUCCCCCGCCCCCUCAGCUUGUCCCAAUUCUGUGAUGUAAUGGAGGGAUGGAUGCUGAUACACGAUCCGCGAAUGCAGCGGCCAUCUACGCGCAAGCCCGGGCCUUGAUCGACUGGAACACGCGCAACACGUUCUGCGGGACGUGCGGCCACCGGACGAUCGCGGUGCACUCGGGCACAAAGCGGGCGUGCCCGCCGACGGACGUGGCGCGGACGGCGGAGGGCCUGCCGGCGGAGCGGCCGGCGUGCAGCACGCGGACGACGAUCUCAAACCUCAGCUUCCCGCGGACAGAUCCGACGAUCAUCGUGGCGGUGAUGUCGGCGGACGCGCAGCGGAUCCUCCUGGGCCGGUCGAAGCGGUUCCCCCCCAACUGGUACUCGACGCUGGCCGGAUUCAUCGAGCCGGCCGAGUCGGUCGAGGACGCGGUGCGCCGCGAGGUCUGGGAGGAGGCCGGCGUCACGCUGUCGCGCGUCGUCAUCCACUCCUCCCAGCCUUGGCCCUACCCGGCCAAUUUGAUGAUCGGCGCCAUCGCCCAGGUCAGCGACGCCGCGCACGAGACGAUCAACCUCGAGCAUGACCCCGAGCUCGAGGAUGCCAAGUGGUUCGACAUCGCCGAGGUCGAGGAGGCGCUGCGGAAUGGCGUCAGUGCGCUCGGCGAUGGGCCGGGCCCCGAGUAUAAGGAGGGCGCGCUGCGGUUGCCCCCGCCUACGGCCAUCGCCAAUCAACUGAUUCGGGCGGCGAUUAGUAUAGAUCUCCUCGGUGGGGAGAAGAACUCAAAGAUUUAGAUAGAUUAGACACGGCUGAGAUUCUUUGUUGUGCUUCGUGUGGGUUUCCUCGAAAAGCGAAAUGUUGUUCACGGUUAUAUACAAGUACAUGGUACCAACACCUCACAUAAUCCACACAAGUUUGAGUGACGUGGUCUAUGACAUCUGUUAAACCCACUGAAAGCUCAAAAGCCAUCGCUAUCAGCUGCCCGACUCAGACAUUCCUCACUGGCCCUAUAGAACGCUUUAGUCAAAGGUGUAACUUCAGAGAUUGGCGUACACAGUACCAUCGCGAAGUUCGUGGAUACU
This is a messenger RNA of Aspergillus uvarum CBS 121591, 1209 nucleotides long. RefSeq names its product NAD(+) diphosphatase. Lineage: Eukaryota; Fungi; Ascomycota; Eurotiomycetes; Eurotiales; Aspergillaceae. Gene Ontology annotation, biological process: NADP+ catabolic process; NAD+ catabolic process. The transcript has a single exon. Gene Ontology annotation, cellular component: cytosol. The record is from RefSeq and is a predicted model, not a curated record. Gene Ontology annotation, molecular function: NADH pyrophosphatase activity; metal ion binding. Bases 184 to 921 code for a protein of 245 amino acids.